This is a messenger RNA of Neopsephotus bourkii (Bourke's parrot), 576 nucleotides long. RefSeq lists its product as uncharacterized. The record is from RefSeq and is a predicted model, not a curated record. The transcript has a single exon. NCBI's taxonomy places the organism in Eukaryota, Metazoa, Chordata, Aves, Psittaciformes, Psittacidae. The coding region runs from base 1 to 576 and encodes 191 amino acids.
AUGGACCCGGACCCCUUCCCCAGGGCCAUGAAACAGGCACGGCCGGGAGGAAAAGGAGCCAGGCGGCGCUGGGCCCUUCGGCCCGGCCCAACCCGAGCCCCACAGCCCCUUCAGAUCCCCCGGGCCCAGCCUGACUCCCCCAGGCCCAGCCUGCUCCCCCCUAGCCCCACCACCCCCGCGGCCCCCCCAGGCCAAGCCUGGGCCUCCCCACAGCACCUACCUCGCCCCGUGGCCCCUCCAGCUCUCCGGGCCCUGCCCGGCGCCCACAGCCCCCCAGCCAGCGCCCCGGGCCCGGCCCCCGCCAGCCCCCGCCUGCGGCACCGCCCGGCCCGGCCCGGCCCCCCCACUCCCCGGCACUGCCCGGUCCCGGCCGGGGCCAACCGCAGCAACAGGGCACGGCCCCGGCGCCCCGCGGCAGCCGUUACCUCGGCGGGCCCUCAGCGGCGGGCCCCGCUGCCGCUGCCCCGCGGCCGCCUGCCCAUGGCGGCGCCCCCGGCCCGGCUCGCCUCACGCCGCCUCUCGCCUCCCCUCACCACUCCGCCGCCAGCCAGCCACAACGCUACGCCGUCGGCGUAG